Messenger RNA from Crotalus tigris (Tiger rattlesnake), 1853 nucleotides. It is a transcript of the gene SLC16A11, whose product is annotated as solute carrier family 16 member 11. The record is from RefSeq and is a predicted model, not a curated record. Lineage: Eukaryota; Metazoa; Chordata; Lepidosauria; Squamata; Viperidae. The transcript is spliced from 5 exons. Gene Ontology annotation, biological process: monocarboxylic acid transport; transmembrane transport. The coding region runs from base 193 to 1476 and encodes 427 amino acids. Gene Ontology annotation, molecular function: monocarboxylic acid transmembrane transporter activity.
GUUUGCGGCUCUGCAGUUGUUUUGCAGGAGCGCCAACGCUGCCCUUUGGUGGGUGCUCAUUGCCCCCCUCCCGGCUCCUGGCAGAGAAAGCCUCACCUGGUUAAAGGUGCCUCUCUACCUUCAGCUGCUGCAGGACCAAGUGUGGGGCCAGCAGACCUCCUCUUGAAGCCCCCCACCCAGCAGCUGGAGAAGAUGCUGCCCCUGGAAGACCCCCCGGAUGGAGGUUGGGGCUGGAUGGUCGUCCUCGCAGGGUUCCUUGCUAACUCGCUGACCUUCGGCGUCUUGCGCUCCUUGGGCGCCCUCUCGGAAGGCCUGGUGGGGGCUUUCGAGGCCACCACGGCCCAGGUGUCCUGGGUGACGGGCAUCACCUUGGCCACCAAGCAGUUUGCAAGUCCCCUGGGCACGGCGGCAAGCACCCGCUACGGCGCCCGUCCGGUCGUCAUGCUGGGGGGGUUCCUCUCUUCGCUGGGCCUCUUGGCGGCCGCGUUCAGCACCACCUUGCUCCAGUUGUAUCUCAGCCUGGGAUUCCUGACAGGUUUGGGCUGGGCCCUGGCCUUUGCCCCCACCAUGGGCACCCUCGCCCGCUAUUUCUCCAGCCACCGUUCGCUGGCCGUGGGCCUGGCCUUGACCGGCAAUGGUCUGGCCUCUUUCGCCUUCUCUCCUCUCCUGCGCCUGGUGGCCGACCACCUCGCCUGGCGAGGCACCUUGCUGGCCGCCUCGGCCUUGACCCUCCACCUGGUGCCCGGCGGGGCCCUCCUCCGACCCCUGGCCCUGCGGGGAGACCCCCCCAAGCUGACCGCCCUCUUUGAUCUGGGCCUAUUCGCCCAGCGAGGCUUCGGGGCCUUCGCCCUGGGCACUGCCCUGCUGGCCGCCGGGUACUUCGUCCCCUACGUCCACCUGGACGCCUACGGCCAGGCGCUAGGCAUGGGAGCGUACAAAGCGGCCUUCAUGGUCUCGCUGGCCGGCUUAGCCGACGCCCUGGCCCGGCUGCUGGCCGGCUGCGUGGCUGACCGGCAUCUCCUGCCCCCCGUCUACCUGCUGGUGGCCUUCAACACCUUGGUGGGGGUCAGCCUGCUCUUCUUCCCAGCCUCGUCCGCCUCCGGUGCCAGCCUGCUCGCCCUGGCUUUGCUCUACGGCGCCAGCGCGGGAAGCUUCGCCACGCUGGCCUUCGGGGUCUUGCCUGAGCUGGUGGGCGUCGGCCGAGUGGUGAACGCCACGGGGCUGUGCAUGAUGUCCAUGAGCGUCGGGGGCCUGCUGGGACCCCCCCUCUCGGGCUUCCUGCGGGACCAAACUGGAGACUUCGCUGCCUCGUUCCUGGUUGGGGGGGGCUUUGUCCUUUGUGCCAGUCUGGUCUUCCUUGCCCUUCCCUCCCCCUCGUCCGGAUGCUGCAGCCCCCAGCGGGGCGAGAUGCCCGCUGCUGUGGAGCAUCGGAAACCUCCCCACCCCAUGACGGCCAGGAGACCUUUGGAAAUAUGAAAGACAUCCCACAUUCCUCCCUCCAGGGUCUUCCCGCCAUGCCUAUCACAGCCAAGCUGACCAGGAUGAUGGGCGUGUGAAUCCAAUCUACUAAAGCGGUCCCAGCUUCUGCAACCAGGUGCAGUCCGACCAGAGCGCAAUUUAAUCGGACUCCCCACUGGGGUGCAACAGGGAGAGGACCCUCCCCCCUAAUUGAGGGGAGGGGGCAUCCAAUGCAUCGAACCCAUCGUCCACUGCCUUGGCAGGAAAGGCCGUAAAACGGGGCAAAAUUCACUUAACCGCACUGUCUCACAACAAAAAUGUUGGGCCCAGUUGUGGUAUAGAAUAGAAUAGAAUAGAAUAGAAUAGAAUAGAAUAGAAUAGAAUAGAAUAGAAUA